Messenger RNA from Musa acuminata AAA Group (dessert banana), 720 nucleotides. RefSeq names its product large ribosomal subunit protein eL43z. Gene Ontology annotation, cellular component: ribosome. Lineage: Eukaryota; Viridiplantae; Streptophyta; Magnoliopsida; Zingiberales; Musaceae. The coding region runs from base 113 to 391 and encodes 92 amino acids. The transcript has 5 exons. Gene Ontology annotation, biological process: translation. Gene Ontology annotation, molecular function: structural constituent of ribosome. The record is from RefSeq and is a predicted model, not a curated record.
GGAUCGGUUAGGGUUUGGCUAUAAAUCGGAAGCGGCCGCGAGGGGUGCGGGGCGUUAGUUUCGUCGUUAGGGUUUCUCGCGGAAGCGAAUAGGCCUCCGGUGUCUCGGCACGAUGACUAAGCGCACCAAGAAGGCUGGAAUUGUUGGAAAAUAUGGUACCAGAUAUGGUGCUAGUUUGCGCAAACAAAUUAAGAAAAUGGAAGUUUCACAACAUGCAAAGUAUUUCUGCGAGUUCUGUGGAAAGUAUGCUGUGAAAAGAAAAGCAGUGGGGAUCUGGGGAUGCAAGGAUUGUGGGAAGGUCAAGGCUGGUGGGGCCUAUACCUUGAACACCGCUAGUGCUGUCACUGUGAGGAGCACCAUUCGUCGGUUGAGGGAACAAACAGAAGCGUGAUACACAAAAAAAACAGGUGUAGAAAUGCGUGCUUGACAAAGUUAAAUAGUUUGUGGCUUAGCCAUAUUCUUGAGGAGGGUUGGUUGAUGCUUUGGACAGUAUAUGUAUGUAGUCGAAUUUGUCUUAUCAUCGAGGCAUUCGAAUUGCGAGGUUGCUUUGCUGCUUCAUUUGUAGUAAGGGCAGGGCUUGUUUCUUUCUUGUGGCUCUUUUCCUCUCUUCUGCUUAAGAGAACAAUUGUGUGUUACUACUUUUGCAUCGUUGUAUUUGCAUCUCCAAACUUUGGUACUUUAUGGGGGUUAAAAAGUGAUGUUGAGGCGUUUGAAUUGCGA